Pipistrellus kuhlii (Kuhl's pipistrelle) is the source of this 4332-nucleotide messenger RNA. RefSeq names its product dynein axonemal assembly factor 2 (gene DNAAF2). Lineage: Eukaryota; Metazoa; Chordata; Mammalia; Chiroptera; Vespertilionidae. Gene Ontology annotation, cellular component: cytoplasm. The coding region runs from base 468 to 2987 and encodes 839 amino acids. Gene Ontology annotation, biological process: axonemal dynein complex assembly. The record is from RefSeq and is a predicted model, not a curated record. The transcript has 3 exons.
GCAGCCAAUCAAUUAUUCCCUCUCAUCAUUGAUGUUUCUCUCUCUCCCUCUCCCUUCUUCUCUGAAAUAAAAAAUACAUUACAAAAAAUAUUCAGAAGAUUGAAAUAUUGGUUUAGUGCAAUGAAAAACACACACAGAUACACAAAAGUAUGAAUCACAGCUUGUGAAUGCACGAGUUACCCUGGUUGGGUAACUUCUCAGGUCCCACCUUUUUGUCUGUGAAAUGGGGAUCAGUUCUAUUUUGAAGUGUUUUGAAGUAUAUGAUAUCUAUAUGCUGGAAAUUAUGACAAUUAUUAUGAUGGCUUUUCUAAUGCAAAAUAACUGCGCUGUGGCACAGGCAUCUAAAAAACAGACUGUAGGGUAGUUGGCUUGUUUGUUUGAAGCAACUAAGACACUAUUUCUGGCAUUUCCACCAUCCCACUCCAAUCCCUUGCCUCCUCCCCCUCCUGCGCGGCGGUGGCGUCGCCAUGGCAAUAAGCACGCGCCCAAGCACAAUUCUCUGGCAGUUGCUGACCGCGGCGCUUACUGGCCUUGGUCCUGCGACUCCGAGGCGCUUCCCCCUCUCGCCGGUGCCUACGGGCCAGGGGCUGAGGAGCAGCAUGGCCAAGGCGGCGGCCUCUUCGCCGCUCGAGGACCUGGAUCUGAGCGGAGAGGAGGUCCAGCGGCUCACCUCCGCCUUCCAGGACCCGGAGUUCCGGCGACUCUUUUCCGAGUACGCCGAGGAGCUCACGGACCCCGAGAACCGGCGGCGCUACGAAGCGGAGAUCACGGCGCUGGAGCGUGAGCGCGGAGUGGAGGUGCGGUUCGUGCACCCGGAGCCCGGCCACGUGCUGCGCACCAGCCUGGACGGGGCGCGGCGCUGCUUCGUGAACGUGUGCGGCAACGCGCUGGUGGGCCCGCCCGCCGGCCGGCCCGGCCCCGGGGGCGCCGGCAGCCAGUGGUCUCUGCCGCACAGCCUGGCGCCCGGCCGCGAGUACGCCGGGGCCCGCGGCUCCCGCUACACCGUCUACGACGUGGUCUUCCACCCCGACGCGCUGGCGCGGGCCCGGCGCCACGAGCGCUUCCGCCAGAUGCUGAACGCCACGGCGCUGGAGGCCGUGGAGAGGCAGUUCGGCGUGAAGCUGGACCACAGGAACGCCAAAACCCUCAAGAUCAAGUACAAGGGGACUCCGGAGGCCGCGGUGCUGCGCACGCCCCUCCCCGGGGGCGCCCCGGCCCGGCCCGAGGGGGGGCUGGAGAGCUCUUUCCCCGACUUCCCCUACCCCUACCGCAGCCCGGCCGCCCCGGCCCCCGCGCGGCCCCCGCCCUCCGCGCCGGAGGCGGCCCCACAGCCCGCCCCCACGGAGCCCCGCCACAGGGUGGUGCAGCGCCACCGCGUGGACCUGCAGGACUACCGCUGCUCCCGGGACUCGGCGCCCAGCCCGGUGCCCCAGGAGCUGGUGGUCACCAUCGAGCUGCCGCUCCUGCGCUCGGCCGAGCAGGCGGCGCUGGAGGUGACGGGAAAGCUGCUGUGUCUGGACUCGAGGAACCCCGACUACCGGCUGCGGCUCUCGCUCCCGUACCCGGUGGACGACAGCCGCGGCAGGGCGCAGUUCAACAGGGCGCGGCGGCAGCUGGUGGUCACGCUGCCCGUGGAGCGGCCCGUGGAGCGGCCCGUGGAGCGGCCCGUGGAGCGGCCCGUGGAGCGGCCCGUGGAGCGGCCCGUGGAGCGGCCCGUGGAGCGGCCCGUGGCGCCGGGACCCGCCGCGGCGGGCACUUCCGCCCGCAGCGGAGACGCGGGCCCGGCGGGGGGCCGUCCCGGGGGAGAGGACGCCGGGACCGCCACCCCGGAGGCCGCCGGGGAGGAACUUGUCUCCGAACCGGAAGGGGACUUCGGUGGGCGAGCGGUGGCUCCUUCCGGUGCCGAGAAGCCGCUUCCCGGAACUGGGAGCGCGGCCGGGGCCCUCGCCAGGGGCCCUUCCGCCGGAAGGCGUGUGAGCGGAGAUCUGAGCGGAGGGAGCCGCGGGGCCGGGGAGGACUCCGGAGGGGCGCCUUCUGCUCCAGCCAUGGGCGGCCCCGGGACGGCCCGCGGGCGGCCUCGCUGUCCUCCGCUGCAGUGUCGUCAGGAUGAAGAAUCCCUGACGCUGCUCAUUCAAGUGCCUCGGAUCCAGCCGCAAAGCCUUCAAGGGGAUGUGAGCUCCCUCCGCUACCAAUUGUGCUUCUCCACCCAAGACUUAGUUUAUUAUUCCUUCUUUUUGCAGUUUGCUCCAGAAAAUAAAUUGAGUAUCAAAGAACCAGUGGUUAGCAUCUCUUCAAACAAUGCAGUAAUAGAACUGGCCAAAUCUUCAGAAUGCUGUGGACAUUGGAGAGAGUGGUAUUAUGGUUUAAACAACGAUUCUUUGGAGGAAAGGUUAUUUGUCAAUGAAGAAAAUGUCAAUGAAUUUCUUGAAGAGGUCCUGAGCACUCCAUUUCAACAGACAAUACCCCUAACUUCACCGUUAAUUGAAGUUCUUCAGGUUACUGAUAGUAAGAUUCAAAUUCACACAGAGUUGCAAGAAUGUAGUAACUCUGAACAGCUUCAUGAAAAGGAAGAAAAAGUCAACGAAGGAAGUCAUCCAACUAAAAAAAACAUAGAACAUCCUACCACCUCAACAACUGCUUCUGAUUCAUCUGUAGUACAAGAAAUAGACAGUUGUGGUUCAGUUGAAUACUUGCAACAAGAGUCUCUUGAUGUGUCCCAAAUGUUAUUUGGAAAGUCUCAGCAACCCAAGUUAAAAACAGAACCUGAAUUUGUAAAAGAAAAAAGUGCUAUUUACUCAAGUGAGGAGAAAGAUAAUUUAAAAGAAUCGGUAAUGACUAAAGAGGAAGAAUUAACAGUUCAGAAUAUACCUGGUUUUGACAACAUACAAGAAACCAAUAUGGAGGAUGGUAGUGUGCAGAUUAUUAAAGAUCAUGUGACUCAUUGUGCAUUCAGUUUUCAGAAUUCUUUGCUAUAUGACUUGGAUUAAUUCUUCAGACUUUAAGAGCAGAAAAUUUUUGGACUUAAAUUCUAUUUCUGUAAAACCAAAGAUAUUCAAGAAAGUAUAUUUUGGAUUUAAUAUAGGUAUUCUGUUUACUCUUUAAAAACUGAAGAUAUUUAUUCAAGAAAUUAAAAUGUGCAAUUUUUAUUCUAAUGGGGAGACUGGAGAUAUUUUUUUGCAUGUAGAGUUUAUACAGUUUCAGGGAGAUAAGUUUUGUCAUUCCUCUGAGAGAAGUAUAUUCUUUCCAAGAGUUAAACACUUAGUUUUAAUAUAACCUGUAUAUAUUUACUUAGGUGUUUGUUUUCAGCUUCUUUUGCUUACUGUUACACUUAAUAAAGUUUCAAGAUACUAAGUUGUGUCUGUCACAAAAAGCAACUCUCAAGAAUGUAACUAGAAGUAUGAGUUACAUUUGUAAGGGGGACAGAAUCUCAAAACUGUUUAGAAAUAUCACUAAGAUGUAUUUAUGCUUGAAAUAGAGAUUCUUAGAUGAAAGAACUUUAUUAACCAAUAUUAAUAAUUCAAAUAAUGAUAUAGAUACACUGAAAUUUAUUAUUUUUGCUUCAUUUUACUGUUCUCAUCUGUCACCAAAAAAUAUAUAUAUUUAAUACAGGUUAAUUAGUAAUGACUAUAAGGCGGCAGCAGGUAAUGUAUCUGUGGCUAAGUUAUUAAUUUUGUGGAAUAGUAUUUGUAUUUGAGAUCAGAAGAAAAUCCUAAUAGAUUUUUUUCUCAAAAUCAUUUUUAGGACAGGAUGAAAGAAAAUAUAGGAAGGAAAAUAUCUGUUGACCUAAUCUCUGACCCCAAAGGCCAUAACCUGAGGCAUUUGUUCCAAAAACAGCUACCAAUUCAAACUUCUGGCUUUACCUUAGUUCUGGAAAUUACCUGGUAUUUUUAGUCCUUUGAACUGGGGAGGUCAGAUCAGAACACCAAAAGCUGUUUUUUCUUUACAUUUAUAAUCUUAGUAAAGUCUGGAACACUGGGCUGAGAACAAUAUAAAUGUGGCUAGCUCACAAAACAGAACUAUUUGCCCCAACUUAGAUGACCAGAUGCAUUUUCCAACUACAAAUGAAUCUUACCGGUAAUUUGAGGCAGUAAUUUUGCAAAUGUCCACUUAACACAAUUUUCGUAGAUUGAAAUAAUUGUAAUAACUACACAGAAAUUAGUCUAUUAAUUUUUGAUUGAACUGAAUCGUAUACUGUUAAGGAAAACUUUUACAUUAAACAUGGUAAACAUGGAGUAAAUUUUAAGCCUGUUUACUAUUAUUUACUGUAUCUGUCCUUUUAAAAAAUAUGACUUCAGUUAAAAUAAAGAUGACACUAGAACAUGUUUCACUUUG